AUGGAUGCUGAAGACGAAGUCGAAGGUGUACUGGAGACACAAGAAGUCAAGGUCGUUCCCCGUAAUCCAAGGAGAAUGAAGCUGCGGGCUUGGACACAAGCGGAAGAAGUGGCUUUGGCGAAAGCCUACAUCAACGUUUCUCAAGACCCAUACAAAGGCAAUCAUCAAGCUCAUCACUCAUUUUGGAAAAAAGUGCUAGCCGAGUUUAACAACCAUUUAGAGAAGGACUUGUGGCGUAAUUAUGAUCAAGUUAAGUCGAAAUGGAAGGAUAUGAAUGGUAAGGUUACUAGUUUUGCCGGAAUUUACAACAGCAAAAUGUCGAAUAUGAGUAGUGACACUAACAACGAGGAUGUGUUCAAGUCAGCUACCGUUGCAUACAUGAAAAAAUACAAUACGAAAAAUGGGUUUUCUCAUUUGGCGGCGUGGGAAGUUGUAAAAAGUUUCCCCAAAUGGAGCGAAGUCUUGGAAGAAACAGAGGACUCGACUUCCAAGAGAGCAAGAACAAGCGAGUCAAACGUAAGGUCAUCAGAAGAGGCAGAUUUUAUGCCUGUUUAUUUAGACGAGAAUCAAUGUGAUCAGGAUGACCUAGAUGAACUGCCAACAAGACUAGCAUCUCCACCAAGAUGUAUAGGAAAGAAGCCAUUUCAGUCACUGUCGACCCAAACCGAACAACUCAUGAAGAUGGUGAAGGAGUUUAAUGCUUACAACAAAGAUGAAGCUGAAGAUAAAAAACAGGCUCGAGCCAAGAAGCUUCGACUAAAGGAAAAGAAAAUUGAAGCGAGGAUUGCUCGAGACCAAGAGGUGGCGAGUUUGGUUCGUGAACAAAAACGACAGAUGAUUGAGCAACAAAAACAACAAGAUUUGGAGUUCAUCUUGAAGUCUCACGAUCAAUACACCGGACCGUUGUUGCAAACGGUGUUGGCUCGGAAACGUGAAAUCGCCGAACGUUGGGGAUGGGACUUUUAG
Erigeron canadensis is the source of this 966-nucleotide messenger RNA. Its product is annotated as glutathione S-transferase T3-like. The transcript has a single exon. The record is from RefSeq and is a predicted model, not a curated record. Bases 1 to 966 code for a protein of 321 amino acids. Lineage: Eukaryota; Viridiplantae; Streptophyta; Magnoliopsida; Asterales; Asteraceae.